ACGAUUUGAUAAAGUCAUGAACGUUAGCUAAGAAAUUUCACUGUUUUUUUAAGCACACAAACUUAAUAACAAGUACAUUAUAUUUCUGGCUCUAAUAUCUAAAAAUUGCAGGUUUUCUUUUUUUUUUUUUUACUAACAUUCUACAAAAAACAAAAGACGUUUGGUAUACAGACCCUAGGACAAUAUGGAGCCGUUCCAUGGUAAUGGAUUGUGCCCACAAAAUGAGGGUUACACACCACAGCAACAACAACAACAAGAACAGGUAAUGGUUGUUGGAAACUGUCUACUGAAGCCGCAGAUACGCCCAGUGGUAUGGCAAUCUACGCCAGAGACAGCGGCCAGCAUGAAGGUCUUCACAUCGGUCAUGUUACGUGCUUGGCGCCAAAGACGAGAGGAUGUUAGGCAAUUACGGGAAGUGGUAGAAGGUCUUCAGAGAAAAUCAAUGGAAUCUAAAAAUCAACUUCAUGUUUAUGCCACAUUAAUGCGCGUCGAACAAAAACGUAAUAGUGAACUGCAAUUGCAAUUAAGACAGUCCCACUUGAGUAUCACUGAAGUGCGUGCGUCCUGUGCGAGCCUAACAACAUCUGUUUUAACUCUGACAGCUGAUAAAAUGCAUCUACAGCAAGAACUAGAUAUACGCCAAAAGGAGCACGACCAAAUGCAAAAAGUUGCAAAUCAAACAAAAAACAAUCUUUUUGAUUCUCUUAUGGAGCAACGCAAUCUUCACAAUGAAUUGGCCAAGGAACAACGAAAUAGUCACCGUUUACAGUACGAGAACAAACAACUUUUAGAUGAAGUUAUGAAAAUACCAAAUAUGAAUAAUGAAUUUAAACAAUUAGAGGAUAAAUAUAAACUGGAUUUGCAGCAAAAAGACGAAAUGCUGAACACACUGCAACAAAAUCUUGAGGAGAGACUGCAAGAAGUCAUUAGCAAAAACAAUGAGCUGGACCAGCUACGCGAUAAAGAGCGCGAGUUGACCGCAAAAAUCGCUGAGCUCCUCCAACAAAUUGAGGGUCUUCAGUCCUCGAAUUGCAAUUUUAUGAGUGUUGCAACAAACACCAGCAGCAGCAUCAUACAGUUCUUUCCAUUUGAACAGUAUCGACUCGUUUGGGGACAAUUCCGCAAUUAUACAUCAAACGUUUGGUGUUUGUGCUCCAUUUACUUGUUUCCCAAAAUGCAUAAAAAUGCUAUAAAGCAGUGAGAAAACCCCACAGAAAAACAGACAUACAUACUAACAUACGUAAAUAUGUAUAUGCUAGCUAUCAUUUGUAUAAAAUAUUAGUAAAUUUUUUUCUAAAAAUGUGUAAUAAUAAUAAAAAAUUUUUGCAAAAGAAUGGGCAAAUUGCUCGGCAAUGCCGCGUA
Messenger RNA from Drosophila willistoni, 1362 nucleotides. Its product is annotated as interaptin. The record is from RefSeq and is a predicted model, not a curated record. NCBI's taxonomy places the organism in Eukaryota, Metazoa, Arthropoda, Insecta, Diptera, Drosophilidae. The coding region runs from base 185 to 1201 and encodes 338 amino acids. The transcript is spliced from 4 exons.